AUGCCUGAAGUGGAAGUGGAUAACAACAACGAGAAGCCAUCUGAGAUUAACAGUUUCCAUCACAUGAUCAUAAGUAGUAGUAAAAAUGUGUUGAAAAUGGAAGAAGUUGAGGUGAGCAAGAAGAGGAAAUUUCAGACAGAUCAAUCUGAUGAGUUAUCGUUAUUACCUCUGUCAAAACACACUUGUUUUGCCAAUGUUGCUUGUUCAGAGAAUACAAAUGGUAACUCGGAGAUUGAUACAGAGUAUUCAAUGUCUUCUUAUGUGAACUCAACAACUUCUAUGGAGUGUAACAAUGAUAUAGAGAUGAAAGAGGAAUCAUCUGGAUCAUGCGGUGAAGACAAGAUGAUCUCUUUCGAAAGCCAUCUAGAUUACAUCUAUGGGACUCAGAACUUAGAGGAUUUUUCAGAGAAAGUCAUUGAAAACAUUCUCUAUCUCGAUGAACAAGAAGAAGAAGAGGAAGAUGCUAAAGGAUGUAGUAGUAAUGCUGCUAAGUUUGUUCUGUCCUCUGGAAGAUGGACUGUUAACCAAGAUGAUUCUACUCUACAUGAGACAAAGAAGCCUACCAUUGAUCAAGAAUUUGAACAAUACUUCUCAACGCUAAUGCUGUAA
Molecule: messenger RNA, 609 nt
Organism: Solanum lycopersicum (tomato)
Lineage: Eukaryota; Viridiplantae; Streptophyta; Magnoliopsida; Solanales; Solanaceae
Source: RefSeq, a predicted model, not a curated record